GAGCUGUAGUAGUGCACUGUAGUUUUCUUUCAUUUUAGUGCAGGCAGGGAAGUGAUUUUAAGUCGAGCUACUUUAUAUGCCCUCAAAGUUUGCUGGUGUUUGAUUUGAGUUGAAUGGAGUUUUCUGAGCACAUUAAGACCGCCAAUGUAGAAGAUGUUGUGCUCCAGCAGCCUCUGCACCCUCCCAGCAAGGGCACCUUGUGCAUCACCGGCCACCACUUGCUCUUCUCGGACAGGGAGGAGAAAAGCUGUCGGCAAGUUCUGUUGCUCCUCAGAAACAUUGAUGCUGUUGAGAAAAGUGUGGAAAACCUUUUGAACUACUUCGGCCUCUUUCCUAAUGCCGGCAGCAGCAACAGAACUACAGAAUCCUCCGGGACCAUCAUCAUCAAGUGUAAAGAUCUGCGUGUGCUCCAGCUUGACAUCCCAGGCAUGGCGCAAUGUCUUAACAUUGCGCAAUCUAUUGAGACGCUGUCCAGUUUGAAUUGUGUGGCAGAGAUGUAUCCUUUCUUUUACCGACCCUCCAAUGCCAGCCUCCAGGACCAUUGGGGCCUCUCUACCCCUGAAAGGCAUUACACUGAAAUGGAGGAACUUCAUGAAAGGUGGAGACUGAGCACUGUGAACCAAGACUACUCAGUAUGCCCCUCUUAUCCUCCAGCUGUCAUUGUCCCCAAGGCGAUCAAUGAUGAUGCACUGAAAAAGGUUGCCAAAUUCAGACAGGGCGGACGCUUCCCUGUCCUCUGCUACUACCACAGGAAGAAUGGGAUGGUAAUUUUGCGCAGCGGUCAGCCGCUGACGGGGGCCAACCGGAAGCGUUGCAUGGAAGAUGAGCUCCUCUUGCAGACUGUGAUCGGGGACUCAGACAAAGGUUAUAUUAUCGACACACGAUCAGCACAGCAAGCACAGCAGGCAAGGAUGAUGGGUGGCGGGUUUGAGUCCAAAGCAUUCUACAGCAACUGGAAGAGACUACACAGACACAUGGAAAGGGGUAAAACCCUCCAGGAGAGUCUAAUCAAGCUGGUGGACGCCUAUGGUGACAAGUCCCCAAAUAUGGAUCGCUGGCUCAGUAAGCUAGAAAAUUCCAAAUGGAUGUCUCAUGUCCAAACUGCUUUGUCAACUGCUGGCCUGCUGGCAGAAUGUGUGGAGAGAGAUGGUCACUCAGUUCUCGUUCACGGCUCUGAAGGGACAGAUGCCACGUUACUUAUUAGCACUUUGGCACAACUCAUUAUGGACCCAAGUUGUCGUUCACUGGAAGGCUUUCUGAGACUUUUAGAGAGGGAGUUUGUACAGGCUGGACACCCAUUCCAGCAGCGAUGUUCCCACUCAGCCUUCUCUCACGCUCGUCUCCAGCAGGAAUGUCCAAUGUUCUUGUUGCUGCUGGACUGUGUGUGGCAGUUAUGCUGCCAGUUCCCCCUUGCGCUCGGCUUCUCGGAGGCACUGCUCCUCAGGCUGGCUACCGAAGCCUAUGCCUCGGACUAUGGCACCUUUCUCUGUAACAGCGAGAUGGAACGCUGUGCUCUCCAAGUGAAGGACAAGACUCAUUGUUUGUUUCGGGCCCUGCUGAAGCCACGGGAAAGCGAGCAGUACACCAACCCACUAUAUGAGCCCAAUGAACUGGCUAUUUGGCCCUCAGUCCACCCACAAUCUUUACAGCUAUGGAGGGGCUAUUUUCUGAGGUGGACCCAACAGACUCGUCACCUGGAACUGGUCCAGGAGGAAAUAAGGAACAUGGUUAUUGAGUGGGAGAAGUUGCCACUCAGCUGAUGAUCAUUCGUCAAUGAAGAAUUGAUUAGGAAAAGCAUGAUUUAAUUGUCUUCCAGUAGGAAUUUUACAUUGUUACUCUUUUCCACUGACUGUAUUGUAUUUUCUAAUUGGUUUAAAAUAUAUGAAGUGAUUUUUGUAUACAAUGAAACCAAAGCUUAAGAUUUAGUUCAUGAGA
Syngnathus acus (greater pipefish) is the source of this 1935-nucleotide messenger RNA. RefSeq lists its product as uncharacterized. Gene Ontology annotation, biological process: negative regulation of autophagy. The transcript has 11 exons. NCBI's taxonomy places the organism in Eukaryota, Metazoa, Chordata, Actinopteri, Syngnathiformes, Syngnathidae. The coding region runs from base 114 to 1760 and encodes 548 amino acids. The record is from RefSeq and is a predicted model, not a curated record.